Messenger RNA from Erythranthe guttata (spotted monkey flower), 1275 nucleotides. Its product is annotated as heat shock protein. The record is from RefSeq and is a predicted model, not a curated record. Lineage: Eukaryota; Viridiplantae; Streptophyta; Magnoliopsida; Lamiales; Phrymaceae.
ACUCGCGAAAAGGGUAAACUAGUGACGGGACACCGCCGCCGGCCGGCCGCACCGACCCCCCAAUCAAAUUGGUACAACAUGUCUCUCUCCGCUACCUUCAAACGGCGGCUCGCAGCGCCUUCUCUGCCGUCUCGAUUUCAUAUUCUCGUACGCCGAUUCCGAUCAGACGCCGCUCUGGAAGCAAUACGCGAGGCGUCGGAAAAUGAAACCCCGAACUUGGUCCUGUACAAUUACCCCUCAUUCUCCGGAGCUUAUGGAGCAUUGUUCGCGCACCUCUAUCAUUCUCGAAUUAACCUCCCUUGCCUCAUUUUGCCCUUUUCCUCCGCCGCACCUUUCAGGGUUGACGAUUUAUGCAUCGAAGGAAUGAAGACAUGCUAUUUCCUAGAUUUUCUGGGUCCAAAAGAUUUUGCACUGGAGCUUUCCAGGCGAACAUCAUCCAAGAUCAUUGGAUUUGAUCACCGAAAGUCAGCGCUCUGCCCAAAUCCACCAAGUGAAAAUUCUGAUAUGAAACUUAAGUUUCAUGUAAAUAUCGAGAAGAGUAGCUCCACUGCUGCAUAUGAAUAUUUCUGUUCUAAACUUUCAGAGACGAGAUUUGAUAAUGAUGAUAGCAUAAACCUGCUAAACCACGACGACAGAGAGCGGGUGGAGAUGGUUCUCAAAUACAUUCAAGAUGGAGAUCUUCGCCAGUGGAGCUUACCUGAUAUUAAAGCAUUUAAUAUUGGACUAAAAGAAUGGCGCUCUAAAUUGAACUGCAUCACUAAUUCAUCCAUGUUUCAACAGUUGAUGGAGAUCAGCUGUGCAGACUUGAUCACAAGAGGAAAUGCCUAUCUUUCUGGUCGACAGACUGCCGCAAAUAAACUGCUGCGUAAGGUUUUUAGAGUUCGGUUGGGCCGAGGAUUUUAUGGGGAGUGUCUGGGGGUUAGAGCUGAUGGAAAUUCAGAUUUCAGCGACGAAAUCGGGAAGGAACUCAGCCAAAUGAGUGCGACAGCUGGAUUGAGGCCUAUUGGAGCUGUCAUACACAUGCAGCGUAAUAAUUUAAAAAUGUGCCUCAGGACUCUAGAUAGCAGUACUGAUACUUCUGAAGUUGCUAAGGCAUAUGGUGGUGGGGGUUCCCCAAGUUCGAGCUCCUUUAUCAUUCGCAUGGAUGAAUAUAACCAGUGGCUUUCAACGCAGUCUUCACCAAUACGUCAGUCAAGCGGUCGUCAUUGAUACUCUGCAAAUGAAGGGGAAUGUGUACGAAUGCAAUCUAUCAGUUCACCUGGUUUGUUGUGGCUG